CCGUCGAACAGUCUACAGCCUAGAGUGGUACGGAACGUGGACUAGUGAUCAAAACCAAACACCCCCUCGACAAAAAAUCGGGAUCAGUUCUCGCCCAGUUCUCGAAUCGCGGGCCAAACGACCUGGGAAAACGGAUUUCCAUUCCCGUCCAUCGAAGGAUAAACGCAGCAGCAUGAAGUUGAUGCGCACAGCGACAUCGCUGGCUUUGGUCCUGCUCCUGGCCACCAGUUACACUCGGGCCGAGGAGGAGAAGGCCGCCGCUCCCGCCGAGGAGAAGAAGGUUGAGCCGGAGGCCAAGGCUGCCGAGGCAGCGGCCAGCGAGGACACCACCAAAUCGAAGCGAGGACUGCACCACUACGAGGACUACCAUCACCACCACGUGCCCCACUUCCCGGUGCACGAGGAGAAGACACUGACGGUGAUCAAGAAGGUCCCAGUGCCCGUGCCCAUCGAAAAGAUCGUGCAUGUGCCGGUGGAGAAGCACAUCCAUGUGCCCGUUAAGGUCAAGGUGCCCAAGCCCUAUCCGGUGAUCAAGCACAUUCCCUACGAGGUCAAGGAGAUCGUGAAGGUUCCCUACGAGGUGCCAGCUCCCUAUCCCGUUGAGAAGCAGGUCCAUGUGCCAGUCCAUGUGCACUACGAUCGCCCAGUGCCCGUUAAGGUUCAUGUGCCCGCUCCUUACCCAGUCGAAAAGAAGGUCCAUGUGCCCGUCAAGGUCCAUGUCCCUGCUCCCUACCCCGUCGAGAAGAUUGUCCACUACAAUGUGGAGAAGCAUGUGCAUGUGGACAAGCCCUAUCCCGUGGAGAAGGUGGUCCACUAUCCCGUGAAGGUGCCCGUCGACAAGCCAGUGCCCCAUUACAUUGACAAACCAGUGCCCCACUAUGUGGACAAACCAGUGGCCGUGCCCGUGAUCAAGAAGGUGCCCGUUCCCGUCCAUGUGCCCUACGAUCGCCCCGUGCCCGUGCAUGUGGAGAAGCCAGUGCCCUAUGAGGUCAAGGUCCAUGUGCCCGCCCCCUACCCGGUGAUCAAGGAAGUGCCCGUGAAGGUCGAGAAACACGUUCCGUACCCGGUCAAGAUCCCCGUGGAGAAGCCCGUCCAUGUUCACAUCGAGAAGCACGUGCCGGAAUACCACGAGAAGCACAUCAGCUACAAGGAGCCCGAGUUCCAUCACAAGCACAUCGAGGAGGAGCACCAUCACGCCCCCGUCCAUCAUCAUCAGCAUCAGCAUUACUCCCAUCCCAUCGUGGAGCAUGAGCACGAGGUGGAGCAUGAAUUUGCCUCUCAUGAUUAUCAUUCAUAUCACGGCUACUAAACUGGUGAAUCGCACUCUUCUCUCUUUCUCUCCUCUUCUUUCGCUUUUCUUUACAGCAUUGAGAAUCAACUGGGAUGGCAAGCGAAUAAACUCUUCCAUUACCACAGUUUCCCAAAUCGAAAAAGAAAUAGAAAACCCCGA
Molecule: messenger RNA, 1450 nt
Organism: Drosophila takahashii
Lineage: Eukaryota; Metazoa; Arthropoda; Insecta; Diptera; Drosophilidae
Gene: Vajk1
Product: Vajk1
Source: RefSeq, a predicted model, not a curated record